GAACUGAGAAAGAAGACGAUUUUAAAGAAAAAACCUAAUUUUCAGUAGUAAAAUAGGAAUUAAAAUUCUUAUUAUAAAAUUAUAUGAUAAACACUGUGAAAUAAAUUUUUGUAUUGCUAUGGAUGAUAUUAUGAAAGAAUCGGAUCAUAAUAAUAUAAGAGCUUUAGAUAAUUUGAAAUAUGAUUUUUCUGGGACUCAUUCAGAUGAAGAUGAUGAUGUAGUAGAUUCCUCCAGCCAUAAUAUAACAAUUCAAUCCGACCUGAAUUACAGCUCAAGAGACGUAAAGACGGAAAUAAAACAAGAAGAAUUAGAUUUGGGUGUCGAUAUUAUAAUGCCCGAGGCUUCAAAUUCAAACCUCUCGAACCUCACCAGUAAUCCCACAAAACCCAAAAAGGAGAUGAAGUCUAGAAGAGAAUUGGAGGAAGAAGAAAGGGAAAAAAUGCAAGUUUUAGUAUCAAAUUUUACAGAGGAACAAUUGGACCGAUAUGAAAUGUAUAGGAGGUCAGCGUUUCCCAAAGCGGCAAUCAAAAGACUGAUGCAGACAAUUACCGGAUGCUCUGUGUCGCAAAAUGUUGUUAUAGCUAUGGCGGGAAUUGCCAAGGUUUUUGUCGGGGAAAUAGUUGAAGAAGGUUUGGACGUUAUGGAAGAAUUGGGAGAAAGUGGGCCCCUGCAACCCAAGCAUCUUCGAGAGGCAGUCAGAAGGAUGAGAAGAUCAGGAAAUAUUCCAAAUGGAAGAGAUUAUAGAUCUCAUUUUAGACUUUAAUUGGAUUCUUUUAUAUUAUACAUUUUUAUUUUUAAUUCGAUCACAUUAUUUAUCAAUACCAAUUAUUUAAAAAAUAUCUUUUGAAUUUUAUAUAUUAUUGUGACCCAUAUUUGAAUAUAUUAUUUU
This is a messenger RNA of Cylas formicarius (sweet potato weevil), 889 nucleotides long. RefSeq names its product transcription initiation factor TFIID subunit 11 (gene Taf11). The record is from RefSeq and is a predicted model, not a curated record. Lineage: Eukaryota; Metazoa; Arthropoda; Insecta; Coleoptera; Brentidae. Gene Ontology annotation, molecular function: transcription coactivator activity; protein heterodimerization activity. The coding region runs from base 119 to 763 and encodes 214 amino acids. Gene Ontology annotation, cellular component: nucleus; transcription factor TFIID complex. Gene Ontology annotation, biological process: RNA polymerase II preinitiation complex assembly; transcription initiation at RNA polymerase II promoter. The transcript is spliced from 3 exons.